Xyrauchen texanus (razorback sucker) is the source of this 1327-nucleotide messenger RNA. Its product is annotated as trichohyalin-like. The transcript is spliced from 11 exons. The coding region runs from base 23 to 1309 and encodes 428 amino acids. The record is from RefSeq and is a predicted model, not a curated record. NCBI's taxonomy places the organism in Eukaryota, Metazoa, Chordata, Actinopteri, Cypriniformes, Catostomidae.
GCAACCUUGGCCACCCUCUGAGAUGAGGAACAAGAACUCUCUCAAUGUCCUGGAGGACAUCUUUGUCCUCAGGGAUCAGUUAAAUCUGGAAAAGAUGCAGAUGCGUCUUCAUCAAAGCACUCUGAGUGUGGCCGAGAGAACCACCGUCUCCAGCAGGGCAAAGUCCUGCAAGAGAUCUGAUCUUUUUCCAAAGAUCAAAGCAGGUGGGAUUUUGCAAAACCAGAAGUCCAGCAAACUAACGGGCCUCGUCGAGACGGCGAGAGACUAUGUUGCCCUUCAUACACAAAUAGGCUACUUGGAUAUAAGAUUGACACAGCAGAAAGUGGAGAUGCGCAGGCUUGCAGAAGAGGCCCGUGAAAGCAAAGAGAGGGUUUCUCGAGAGAAGAAAAUCUUUGAAGUGAACAAAAUAGAAUUCCUGAAGUCCCUCGAGCAGAGCAAGAAUGAUCGUUUACAGGCCGAGAAAGAGGCUCAAGACGAGGAGUUAAAGAAACAGCAAACAGACGACCACCUCAAAAUGAUGAAGACAGAGCAGGCCAAGUUUGAAAAUGACAUCUAUGAGCUCCAGGAGAAUCUGAAGCAGUGCGACAAUUUGAAAAAAUUCCUCACCGUCAUGUCCCCUCCAGAGUGGGGGUCUGAAGCUGAGUAUCAUAAGCUUUUUGUAGAUGACCCUGAGAAGGUGACAGAAUUGUUGAUGUUCCUGGAAAGGGAUGUCGAAAGAGCUUACUAUGUUGCUGAGAAGGACACCAAUGAGGAGCACAUGGACAACCAGAAAAAGGACAUGCAAAAGGAGAUGGGCAGGUUCCUUCAAGAGAUUGAGCGCACCACCAAGGCAGUCGAGGAAGAGAGAAAACGAGUUUCCGACCUCAAACUGCAGAUCAAGUUCUACAGCUCUGAAAAGAAUAAGAGCAGAGAAAGGAUGCAGGAAAGAAUUGACGAAAAGGUCAGGCAGGUGUUGGAGUGCAUCGGGACGGAGUCUUGUAACCUCAGCACACUCAACAGGCUAGCUCACCUGGAGAGUCACCUGAUUGAGCGCCUCGACAAACAGGAAGAGCUGCCUGAAGGGACAUUCCUUAAGGCGCAGAAGGUUUUCAAGAAAGAAAAGACAUUAAGGCAACAGGAAGAAAAACUGAUUGCGGUAGAAAAGAAACGGGAGGUGUGGCGCAAGAAAAUCUUGGAGAGAGCUCUGUCUGAGAUAAAGAGACCUACCGGUAAAAAAGAGAUGACCCGCAGCUACCUUCCAGUAAACAAGAAGAGAGCAGAGUUGCUUGAAGCCCUGCACUACAUGGGGGAGGAUGACAUGUUCUUUUGAACAUUCACCGCUUUCCUG